AUGUCCGUGAAUAAUCACGAGAUCAUAGACAUUCCGGUUUUGGAUGACUUGAUAAUUGAGAUCCCUGCGAUUGACCUUGGCCCUGCUAGCGAUCUCGGGCCCGGUGCGCAUAAUCACCUUGACUUGCACCAGCCAGAGCUAGAAGACAAUGGCUUGGAGUUGGACUACCAAGGAUCUGAGGAUCUUGUCGGUGAGCAAACUUAUCAGCCGGGUCAUCUUGACCAGGCGAAUUUCCAUCAGCAAUCAAAUUCGCUGGACCAAAAUCUCGUUCAAACAUCUUCUCUUCAGCAUCAACAUCAUCAACAACAGCCGCAAGUAACAAGGAGGCUUACUCUCAUGAAUGGACAAGAGAUAACAGACCUGAGGCGAGAUCUUGCUACAGACUCAAAGACUCCAGCGGAAUACACUUUGCACAUCUUGUUCACGCAAUUUGUGAGGUAUGCCGAACGGAAACUGAACCUAUGUCUCAACCAAUACGGAAAUGGCGAGCCGCAAUUGAUCGAUCUACUCUCUGAAGGUAUAGAUCCUGUUUUUGACGGAAUCAUAGCUGCUCUGGGAUAUAUUGCCAGACGAAAGCCAAAACCCGUGAUUGAUUCAGUGAUGUUUUGGAGAAGGUCCAAGAGUGAAGUUGCAGCUAUGGCUGCGUCGGCUUUGGAUAAGGCCGUGGCAUCUCAUUUUUCCAAUAAAGAUGUUUUGGAGUUUAAAGAGACCGCAAUUCAGGCUGAAAGAAAGAGUUUGAUAAGCAUUUUCAUUUUGUGUAGGGUGUUGAUUGAGGUGGUGAGACAGACUCCAACCCAUAUCAUUGGAGAUGAUCUUGGAGAUAAGCUGGAAGAGAUCAUAUACACCCAACUGAAGACCACAGAUCCCGUUUUGGUUUCAAAAAGUAUUAUAAGAUCGUCAAAUUGGGACCUAUUUGCCGAGUUUUUGGGCCAUAUGUCAGCCAAGAGAUUUUUGAGUGUGUCCGAUAGGUUCAUAGCUGAUCUAGAGAAACAUCCUCAGGGGUUUUCGGACCAGCACAUGUCUGAAGCAAGUCUUUGCCUGUUGAUCCAUGGAAUGAGAUACUUGAAGAUGUCUAACGAAACCAUUGAAUCUUUCGAAGAUGCCGCCGAUUUCCUCAAGAGUAUCGCCAAGUUCUUCUACAAGUGUGAGAACGACGUCGUUAUAGUUGCAUACUGCGAGGUCUUGAACCAGUUACUUCUUUCCUUGGCUGGUGUUUUGACUGCUGAAGUCAACCAUCCAACCUGGGUGGAGGCUAUUGAGAUCAUAUAUGAUAAAUCAGUCAGUCUGAUGAGGCUGAAACCCCAAAAGUUUUGGGGUUACGGGCUGCAACUGUCUGUGGCCGCUCUCUCGGUGGCUCCACAGGAGCUGUUCAAGGCGCACUGGUUAUCCAUAAUUGAGGUCAAUUCAAGAAGGCUGAAGCCCAAGACCUCAAACGAGGAAAAGGUUAUUGUGGUGAUCUCUAUUGCCAGGUUGGUGUGGGCUUAUCUCUUCCGGUAUCCUGAUACGCUAAAUUUGCGUGUGAAAAAUAUAGAGUCAAUUGCCCAGUUGCUGUUCCAGAAUCAGCAUAAAAAACAGCAAUGGAUCACUCUCCAUCCUCUUGUGGUGCGGUCUCUGGUCCAGCUAUUGCGUGCUUUUGCGUUUUCCAAUAUCACCGUCACGCUUGAGACUAUUCUGUUGCCUCUUUUGAAAACAGGCUUUAAUGGGACAUCUCUUGAUGGUCUUUCGCAAGAGAAGAUCAUGCUAUGUUCUCAGACUUAUAUUGCCAUAUUGGGAGAUUACAAGGCCGCGGAAAGACCGCCUUUCCCUAAUGACGAUGUUCUACAUCUUGAUGACACCGAUGACCUGGAGGUUUUCAAAGAUGAGACAAAUGGUCCGUUUGAUGAAUCCUCCUCGAAUGCUGCAAUCCAUGAGGAAAUUUCAGGUUUGUUUACCAUUCUUUUGCAGCUGUUGGACGAUCAGGUGGGAUGCAAAGUAUUGCAGUUCCACAGGCCCAAUGCAAGUGCAACUUCUUCUCCUAUGUCUUCGUCUACAAGCUCUUUAGGUUCUAAACUUGGCUUGUACUUGCAUGUGGAUGACUCUUCGGACAAGAACAAAGUUCUGUUCUCCCACGUGAUGAUGUGCAUACCCUGGUGCUUAAACUCAAAUGUGUCGACCUAUCGUAAGAUGGUGGAACUCCUGAUGAAGAACGCUGUACAUCAGGACCGCGAAAUUAACAAUGUUGCAGAGGCGACCUUGAGGCAGUUGGUGCUGAAGAAAAACUCCAAGGUGCUCAUUGCUUCUUUUCCAAGACUUGCCUUCAAGCUAGACGAGAAGAGUGGAAGUGUCUUGUAUUAUAAUUAUCUGACAUCGAACGAGUACUUACGUUUGUUGGAGAUAUAUGUGGAUCUUUUGAAAAAUUGGCUGCAGUCAUUCACCGACUCAUCAAAACAAGAGGAGGAAAGCCACGAGCUUUAUGAAAGAAACCAUCCAAGUAUCGCCAAAGAAGAGCCUGUGAACUUCAAAGUUGUGGAUGAGAUCGAAAUGAAGAACAUUAUCACCAUAAUUGACGAAGUUGAAGGAAAUGGGCUGUUUUUCUUUUUCUCGCACGAUUUCCAUGUGAGACACUUAGGGUCUCAAAUCCUGAGACUGGUGGUCCAGUUUGAUGAGGUGAUCUAUGAUAUGACCACCAAUUCGAACGCGGCAGAUUCCGUUCAUUCUGGAAAAAGGUCUCAUGCCCGUAUGCCAUCCAAGUUUGUGGCAGAAUUGGGCACCAGACUUAUCCAAGUCCUGGAGACCACUGACUUUUUUGAGCUGAUUUCGGGCAUAAAGGCGGAGUUGAGUGUUCCUGAGCGCACGAGGUUGAAUAAACUGCAACAGAAACAAAGAAAGGAUAUUCUUAUUAGGCUUGCUGAAUCUGGUUACGGCGUUGAUUCUGCCUUGUGGUUUCGCGUGUUUCCCAAGGUGCUGACCAUUUUGGUAAAGCAUUGCCCCAUUCAGAUAGCUAUCACAAGAUCCUACUCUUGCAUUCGUCUGGUUCAGUUAUACGAUCAAAUAUUCGACUAUAGUCGCAGUUAUCAAGGAAAUGUGUCCAUGAUUAGAGAGUACAAGAUAUUUCUCAUGAUCGCGUGCUCCUCUCUGACCUCCACGUCAGAACAAAGAUUGCACAUACCACAUAUGCCAACGUCUUCCAUAAGCUCAUUGUCCUCACCUUUGUCAAAGAGUCAUGCCAGGAAGAAGUCGCAGCAGAUGUUUACCGUUCAACAUCAGAAGAUCACAAGUGCUAAAUCCAUUUUCAAGAUGGUUAUUCCUCUUUUGACUACUAAGCAGGCCGAUGUGAAAGACGCAAUUGUAACUGGAUUAAGCUGCAUUAACGUGAAUAUCUUUACCUCGUUCUUGUCGAGUAUAGAACCCAGCAUGGAGACUUGGAAGGUAAAUCCAAAGUCGGCAGAUUCUGACAGUCACUUGAGAAUUGAACUUACAAGGAUACUAAACAAUGUGACUUUGCAAUAUUCUAAAGAGGAGGUUGUUUUUGCGGACGAUUGGAUAGUUGAAAGACUAGUUGCCUUCAUCAAAAGUAUCAAGACUUUUCUUUCUCAUCCGGGAGUGCAGCAGAAUUUUGAGUUUCAGAAAUGGAGAAGGUACUUUGCUGGAUUCUUGGAGAACACAUAUCUUGGUAUCAAAGAGUUCAACGAUAUUGAGAAAUGGUUGCCAUUUGAGGCCAGAACGGGAUGCUUCACCUAUUUGGAAGAAUGGUGUGGGUAUGGGCAAUAUACAGAGUUUGAGGAUACCAGAUACAAGUAUAUGCUGAAAAGUGUAUCCACCUUGAAGGAUAACGUCACUUUGAGUGCCACUAUCGAGUUGGAAAGAAUUGCUUUGGAGUAUACUGCAAUCAGCUGUAUGGCGUCGCUUUGUUCUUCUCCAAUCACUCAGACUGUCCAGGAUGGUGACAAAUCUAUUGUAAUGUCUUUUGAUAUUGGCGGUAUGAUCAACUGGAUAGAUGGUCUGUUUGGCUCAAAGAAUGAAAGAAUACGUUUCCUUGGCCGCAAGGCGCUUCUGAGUCUGUUGCUGGUCAACUCACAAGUAGGCGGAAUUGCAAACGAAAUCAUCAAGCGAUGCUACACUUAUCAUGAAGAAGAUACUGCGUUGGAAUCAUACUUUUUGACUCUUGCUGAGGCAUUCAUUGAAGGUGCCCAAUUCCCAUACGAGGUUUACCAGCCUCUGGCAUUGUCUUUGUUUUCCGCUGGUUCUGACAACUUUGAAGUAAGGAAAGCCGCUGCCAAGCUGCUCGCAUACACGGAGAAAAAGUUUUACAACACUUCAAUGAGCGAAGCUUUCAUUGAAAGUGUUUCCAGCAGGACUAAAGUCAUCUACAAGAGGGCGCUUUUCAAUUUGUCAAGUCAUUUUGCGUCAGCUCAUCCUGAACAGAACUUCAAAAUCAUAUCUGAGCUUACUAUGUUGUUCCAUAUGGUGGGUAACGAACCAAGACGCGACAUUUUGGCUGUUUUGCUUCCAUGGGUCCAGACUGUAGAGCUGAAUAUGUCUGAGGGAAACCCGAAUCAUGCAAAUUCUGAUAUGGUCCUGAACAACCUGUUUGAGAUCACUAUCAAGUUCAGUGACAAAAUACAAAAUGAAGUUGAAGCUCUAUGGGUUGCUCUCGCAACUGGAUCAAAUGGAAACAACAUAAAGGAGAUUUACCAGUUCAUCACCUCAAACAGCUUGGAGAGAAGGAAUCCUAUAUUUGUGGAGUAUGCCAGACAGGUGGUUGUAUAUAUGUCUUCCACGCUGGCUGGGGCAGAUUUGAUUGAUAUGUUGGUCUCCAAUCUAGAGCCCAAAUCCAUGGUUCCCGGUCACCAAAAGUCACUUCCAUUGCCUCCAAAGUCAGAUGAUCUGCCAUAUGUCGCUGAUCUGUGGAGAAGCCUCAAUUACAGUGGUAAAGAGGCUGUUUUCUCUUUGGGCCAGUUAUCGAUGAUCUUUCUGGUGGAUUUACUCGUCUCUCCGGGAGAGGCGAUACGCCAAAAACUUCACCUUCUUCUACAUGUCUGUUUCGUGUUUCUGGACCAUUACUUGAAGAUUGUUCAGAAUCAGGCGUGUGUGCUAUUAGUACACCUGAUCCACAAAUUUGGUUCGGAUGGCCCUGAGGCAAGAAGUACCAUGGAAAUCUUGCGCAAACCAGACUUUCACAAAAGACUGUGGGCAUAUGAUGACCUGAACACCGACAAGAAUGGUGCAAGAACGCCUGAAAACAUGGAUUCCCUGAUCAGGAGCUCUUUGACUAUCUUCAGAGAGAGUGUUCCUGAUUUGCAGGAGAAAUGGGAACGUGUCGCUUUACAAUGGGCAACGUCAUGUGCAGUGAGACACAUUGCAUGUCGUUCUUUCCAGGUAUUCAGAUCCCUUCUAUUCUUUCUAGACCAGGGAAUGCUCCGUGAUAUGUUGCACCGUCUGUCCAAUACGGUUUCGGACGAGACGCCUGAUAUCCAAGGCUUCGCAAUGCAGAUUCUGAUGACACUCAAUGCGAUAACCGCGGAACUUGACGCUCAGCAACUUAUUGACUUCCCACAGUUGUUCUGGUCAGUUGUGGCAUGUUUGUCAACUGUUCACGAACAAGAGUUCCUUGAAGUCUUGUCAACGCUUUCCAAAUUUGUAUCCAAGAUUGACCUGGACUCUGAGGAAACGGUAAGAUGUCUCAUAUCCACCUUCCCCAGUAAGUGGGAGGGUCGUUUCGAUGGAUUGCAAUCUGUGAUAUUGACUGGUUUGAGGUCUUCCAAUGUAUGGGAUCCUUCUCUUAAACUGCUCGAUAGGCUCAAUAGACUGCAACACAGUGAAAUUGUUGGGUCUGGAGACCAAAGAUUGCUGAUUGCUUUAUUAGCAAAUAUGCCUCGAUUUUUGCAUGCUCAAGCCACCAAAAGGUUCACUGAUGACGUUGUGGAAGGUGCUACCAUUCUGAGUGAAAUGGCGGCAAGAGAGAACGCUCCAGGUCUUUCCAAAAUCAUCGAUUCGUUCGUGAAGAAGAAGUUCAGGACUAAGGAUGAUUUUUUAAGCCAGGUGGUUACAGAUAUUAAGCGAAACUUCUUCCCAGCGUAUGGUGCUCAGAUCCUUGUUUUUCUUCUGGGAUUGCUUUCCAACAGCAUUGGUUGGAUCAAACUGGAGACCAUGGAUCUGCUGAAAUACAUAUUCCCGGCAGUCAAUCUCCAAGGAGAUGAGUUUGUGGGUGUUGGGGCAGAUCUGAUUUCCCCGUUACUUAGAUUGUUGCUUACGGAGUAUGCUGAGCAGGCUCUUGAAGUUCUAGACGAAACUGUCAUCAUUCCGGGCUCGCAAUUGGACAAGGAUGUUUUGAGAAUGUCUCUUGGAAAUAGAGCGAUGAGGAAGGAGUACGAAAAGACCGCUACUCUUUUUGGUAUUCCAGACGACAGUGGAUGGGCGAUUCCAAUGCCGGCUGUCACAGCAGCUACCGCCCGAAACAAUGUCCACGCAGUGUUUUCAACAUGUGUAAUUGCUCCUGAUGAGGAGAACAUGGCUGGUGAAGAAUUGCCCAUGACUGAAGAAGAACAGAUUCAAUUCCACUUGGAUGAGUAUCCAUACCAGCAGGACCCCAACUUCAUGGAAGCUACAGAUGCAGCAUCGACAGAUGAACGUGAUCCAUCUCUGAGCCAUAUGCUGGCCACUUUGGACAAUUUGGAUUCGUUCUUCACCAAGGAUGACCUUCCAAAAGCGAAACCAGCGAAAUACCAGUCAUCCGCUCGUUCCCAUCAGUACAAUGAUUCCCUUGACACGAGGUACAGUGAUGUCAUCAACAGCCCAAUCAUUCCCUUUGAAUCUGCUCCUCAGGUGUAUGAUGCCAAGGUCACUGCCAUUCUCAAUCGCUCUCUGAACCGCACGGCGUCGAACACAUCCUACAAAGCUUCGAUGGCUGAUUCCUUUGGCAACAAUCAGGCGGUUGAGCCUGUGAGUAGCCCUGCCCCAGCCACUCCUACGGAAAGACACGUUGCUCAACAGAGAUCUUCUUACAUGUCUUUCAAGAGCAGUCGCAAUAACGUGCGCAGAUCGCUUUUGGAUCACUCAGGAGUAAACGGAUCAAACGACGAUCAUUCCAAGUCCAAAUCUCCCAAAAAUUCACCCCAGUUUUCAUCUCCGGUUCUUUCUGCAUCGGAUGGAGCCAUUUCUGGAUCCAGCAACGGUACAUCUGAACAGUCUGAGGGACUUUUUAGAUUUGACGGUCUGCUACGUACCUCCAACAAAAUGAAGAAACGGCCUGUGAAGGGAAAUGGGCUCGUAAUGGGAGCUCGUGGUGCAGAUGUUGAGUCUCAGAUAAUAUCUAGACCUUCUUCGGCAAUUACCGUCCAGUCCAAUGGAGACAGGGUUAACAGUGCAGGAACAGCUCUGGCCAACUCGGCUAGUUCAGGCACCCCAAUCCACUCGCGUGCCAGAGAAAGAGCCUCUAUGUUCGCAAGAAAUAACAAGAGAAACUCAGCAAAGACAAUCGGACCCAAGUUCGAAUCUGAAAAAUAG
Kuraishia capsulata CBS 1993 is the source of this 7485-nucleotide messenger RNA. RefSeq lists its product as uncharacterized. Bases 1 to 7485 code for a protein of 2494 amino acids. Gene Ontology annotation, cellular component: site of polarized growth; cell cortex. Gene Ontology annotation, biological process: cell morphogenesis. NCBI's taxonomy places the organism in Eukaryota, Fungi, Ascomycota, Pichiomycetes, Pichiales, Pichiaceae. The transcript has a single exon. The record is from RefSeq and is a predicted model, not a curated record.